Messenger RNA from Dermacentor silvarum, 4474 nucleotides. RefSeq names its product high affinity copper uptake protein 1-like (gene Ctr1A). The record is from RefSeq and is a predicted model, not a curated record. NCBI's taxonomy places the organism in Eukaryota, Metazoa, Arthropoda, Arachnida, Ixodida, Ixodidae. Bases 466 to 1134 code for a protein of 222 amino acids. Gene Ontology annotation, molecular function: copper ion transmembrane transporter activity. Gene Ontology annotation, biological process: copper ion transmembrane transport. The transcript has 6 exons. Gene Ontology annotation, cellular component: membrane.
CACAGCACCUCGUCGGCGCGGCGCGUUUUGCAAACACAGAGGCCGAACCUCGUUCCUUCGCCUGGCUUCUGUACAAGGUUCUAUUCUUUGGCGACUCAGAGAGAGGAUAGCAGCCAGAUAGUAUGUGGAAUCGUUUAAAAACACCUGCAUGCCUUCACUAGCGCUUCCGCACUUGCACUCUCUUUAGGGUUGCGCAGUUUUCGGAUUAAUCCGAUUAAAUUCAAAAAACGCUCGUCCGAAAAAAAAAUUGGCGAUUCGGCUUUAUCUAAACAACUUCGAAUUUCUGGGCCGUAUUUGUGAUCACGUGACCGUGCCGUGGCUACAUUCACUGAAGAAAGUGUGAAAAGUAUAAGGCAUUCAUCGGACCAACGAACUCCUCGCGGAACCUGCUCAUCAAGCUGAGACUUCAGUGACCCCUUCGGCAGAGUCUUCUAUCAAGGGCGCGCGAAAAGCACGGGCAGCAUAAUGAGCCACGGUGGUGACCAUAGUGCACACUCGGGCCAUGCGGGUCAUGUUGCCUUACCACCAAAUUUCACUACUCCAAGCCCCAACUCAUCAGCGCCUCUGCAAACAGUCUUUACAGCUGCUUUGGCUGCCGUCACAAUGAGCACUCCUACACACCAUGCACAACCUGAUGCUUCCUCACAUAAUCAUGGGCACGGUUCCUCACAUGGAAGCACGGACAUGCAUAUGGCAAUGUACUUCCACACGGGAAUCACCGAGACCAUACUCUUCAAAGACUGGGCUGUCUCUUCUGUUGCAGGAAUGGUUGGCUCUGUAGUGGGAGUGUUUUUCAUGGCUGCCUUGUAUGAAGCUCUCAAGUAUUUCCGGGAGCAUCUCUUCAGGCUGCAUUUCUCCAGCAUGAGCUAUUCAUCUGUGGCUGUGACAGGCCGGGAUGGCCACACUCUGACAGAGGUCCAUCAAAUAGUCAAGAACAGGAUAGUGAGCUGGCCACACUUGCUACAGACUUUCCUGCAUAUGGUUCAGAUGGUGAUUAGCUACUUUCUCAUGCUGAUUUUCAUGACGUACAACGUCUGGCUAUGUUUAGGUGUUGUACUUGGUGCUGGCUUUGGCUACUUCAUCUUCGGCUGGAAAAAGGCCACUGUUGUGGAUGUGACAGACCAUUGUCACUAACCAUUGUGUUCUACUCCUGACUGACAGUAAGCCCAAUGUUAUGCAUAUGUGAUGCAGCCUUGUAUUGCAUGUAUUACUUUAUGUAGUCAAUUGUUUGGGAAACAUUUUAGAGGCCAUUAUUUGUAUACGCUUUUGUUUUCCCGUGAGUCUAAUGAACCAUGAGCAAUGCAGUCGGCUAACCAGGGUGGCAGGCCAGAUCGUCUUACAGCUUGCGAUUAUCCCUAUGGCGAGCACAGAAUACAUUUGGAAGAGGGGUACCAUCCUUGCACUUGAUUCACUACAGUGUGCAGGGUUGUUUUAUAGUUUAAUCCUUUUGUGUUAUGUUUUGUCAUUGAAUGUCAUGAGUGCAGGAGAACCUCCAACAAAUUUGUCAUCCCAUGUGCUUAAGGCUAUAGCUGCAGAAAAGUUACUGAAGCAAUUGGCUGCACUAAUGUCAUUACACAAUAUUUGCAACCCAGCUUGCUUGUUAUGUUCCAUAGACCAGCAAGGCUGCAGGCAGCAACUCAUUAUAAAGACAAUUUAGUUAAUUGUGUAUCAUCAUUUACCAUUUAGCUUGUUUUCUUAUAAACUGCCAUUGAACUUUAACAUGGUUGCUCUAAUUACUGUGUUUAGGAUGUGGUUUUUCUAAUAAGCUUGGCAUGUACAACUUUGUAAAGCAUCAUAGUCUUUCUUGAUUCCAUUCUUAUUCAUUGUUUUAGGUAUUGGUAGACACGUUGUGCUUUCAUCAAUGCCACUUGAGAUUUAUAUCAUACUGGGUGAACAUUCUCUGGUCUCGGCACUAUUCUGUGACAUUGGGACUGUCCCCGCCUUCUUGCUAAACUCUUUUUGCAGUGAACCAGAUAUUAAACAUGAGGGUUUUGGUUGCCCCAUAUCCAUUGUUAUGUUAAUCUGAAACCUUGCCAUUUCACAUAAUGCAGUUACUGUAGAAGAUUUUAGGUUAAGCAUAAACAUGGCGACUGCUUAUGUUGCAUAUAGUGAAGCUGGAUAAAAUUAGAAAAUUAGUAGGAGCCUUUUGAUACCUAACCUGUCAUCAUUAGAAUGUUGACAAAAUAUAUGAUUAAUCUUUUAGGGUUAAAUGUUUAUUGUGUGAUUGUUUGUUUGCCUUUGUUGAGAUUCAUAUAAAGCUAGUGCUGUUAUUUAGCUCCCUUGUUUAUUCCUUGAAACUGCCAGACCUUAUAGCUGAACUUAUUUUGUAUGCUUUAACCAGACGAAAUUCCCCCUUUUUUGUAAUUGUUGCAAAGGGAGAAUAGCUUGGAAGUUUUAGGAGCACUCUGGGACUUUUAUAUACCUUCAAACAAAGUGAGUAUAUAGGCAUAGUAUAUAGGCCUUUGCAUAUUUUCAUUUACAAGUGUAGGCAGAGUGCAUGAAGAUUGCUCACUUUUCACAGGGCUUGUUUCACAUCCAACUGCCGCAGAGCGAGAGGUGAAUUCACACCUUUGUUUUUUGACAAUUACCGGUGGCAUAGCCAAGGCAUGUUCACGAAAUAUGCAGGGCUAGAGUUGAUGUAUUCAUGCCACGCUGUUUGCAGCCAUGUUUUGUUAUAGUGUGAUUGUGUAUUCAGGAACUGCUCAGAGGUGCAUUCAAAGCACUUAUCCAGUGUAAUUGGACAGCUGCAAUUGCUCCAAUGGUGAGCAAAAAUGUCUACUGUAUUUUGUGACCAACCAGCCUAAUUUCAAGUGCUGGUACACUUCGAAGUAGAUGUCUGUACAUAUGAAACUGUGAUAUCACCUGCAAGGACCACUGUUUUUGCUCGUGUAAAACAUUUGUUCCCCAUCCUUUUUCCAUUUGGCGUUGAUUCUUCUGUGGUGUUGCACCUCAUUAUUUAGCUUGGCAGCAGAGGAAUUGUGCUGAGUUAUCUUAGAGGGUCCUUGCUUGGUGGCCUUGGCCAGCAGCUGUGUGCCUGUGAGCAUAUACUAGGAGUGGAACUUUUCCUUUUUUUUUUUUAUUUAAGCUUGUGGCUUUCAGAAAAUUGUGCAGUAUAAUUCAAAAGGGUUAUAUUUUGCACCUACUCACUCUGCAAAUGUAGGCUGUCUUAGAUUGUGAGUACAAAUGUCUUGCAAAAAUGGGCUUAGCAAUUGCUCGUAGUAAGAAAAAGGCUUACUGCUUUGUAAACUACAAAAAAAGAGUUUAAACAUAAUAUUGUCAAUUAUUUUGAUGUCAAAACUGAAAAGCUCUUUGCAUUGCGUAAUUACCUUUUAUUGAAUGUGUAAGGUAUUGAAACAUUUACAAGCACUGCCAAUUUGAGUAUAUUGUCAGUCACAUUGAAGUGUGUGCUUCGACAUCAUACCUUUCAUUUACAUUUAUAUUUUUAUUGCCACAGCGGCCACGAUUCAAUUGGGGCGAAAUGCAAGAACACCCGUGUGCCGUGAAUGUUAAGGAACCUCAGGUUACAAGGAACUAGAAUAUAUGGGCAGUGCACCGACCGACACGUCCCUCGCCUUAUCGCGUGUGUUGCUAGGAGCAGCAGUGAACUGCUGCUCGUAGCAACAAUGUUGUCGUCGCUAGCUAUUGAAGGCAUCUAACAAACUGUAGCUCUACCCAUGGCUGGUCAGGAACACGCCUCUGGUCUGAUGCUUGGGCUCCAGCACACGACGCGCUUCACUGCAAUGCACCUUUAAUAGUUAGCAACUGCAGCACUGCCGCUACUGGCGACAUAAAACAGAUGAGCCAGAGAGGUGAGGUCACACAACUCAAAGAUUCUGGUGCACUCUACCUAGGUGGUCAAAUUAAUGCAGAAUCGGCCACUGAGGCGUGCCUCAUAAUCGUAUCGUGGUUUUGGCACAUAAAACCCCCAUUUAAUUUUUUAAAAUUUUUAUAGUGCAAAUAGCAUCAAAUGUAGCCAUUCAGACAUUCAAAGUUUAGUUUCUGCUAGCAACAUUAACAUUGAUAGAAGAAACAGUGAAUAAAAUUGGUAUGACAUUGAGUGGAUCAUUUUUCACUGUAGUGGGGAUACUGUGCAGAAUUAGUUUUCAGGCCAUAAACUUGUGUGUGCAUGCGUGUGUGUUUGUGUGUGUGUGUGCGCGCACACAUGCAGUUUCCAACUGCACUCAAGGCACACAGCUGUGAGAGCACAAAGUCAUCAGUGAGUCCAAUGUGUCAUGACAAGCAUUGCUUGUUUGGUGAGCAAACCUUUCUUUUAGUACCUGCUUCUCCUUUAUAUGUUUAGAAUGUGAGUACUAUUCCAGUGGCAUGGGAUGUGUACUACAAGUCUGCUACUCAUUGUUUAUUUGUAAAACUUUAUUAUUAGGUGAUUUUGACAGAGCCGGGGUCCCUCCUACAGUCCUAAUAAGAUAUUGAAUCAAUCGGUAGAUGAGAUGAAUUAAAAACUUGUUCUGUUGGC